GCUAACAACCAAAAUGAAAAACGUUCUAUUGAUUGCCUUUUUUGCCACACUUUCGUCGUCUUGGGCGAAUUUUCUAACCACCGAAUUCAUCCAAUCCAUCAACGAAAAACAAACCACGUGGAAAGCUGGAAGGAAUUUUCCAGAAGAUACACCGAUAGAGCAGCUCAGGCGUCUAAAUGGAGCACGUAGUGACAAUCUCACUGACGUCCCAAUCAAAAUCCAUGUAGUGAACCCUGACGAUAUUCCAGAGUUUUUCGACUCCAGAGAACAGUGGCCGAAUUGUGACUCCAUCAAGACUAUCAGAGACCAAGGACAAUGUGGAUCGUGCUGGGCAUUUGCUGCUUCCCAAACUAUAACCGAUAGACAAUGCAUUGCCACAAAUGGUACAGUCGAGUUUGAGUUUUCGCCUGAAGAGUUAAUUUCGUGUUGUCUGGACUGUGGCGAUGGGUGCGACGGGGGUUACCAUUACAAGGCUUUCGAGUACUGGAUCUCUGAAGGGCUAGUUUCAGGAGGGGACUAUAAUUCGAACGAAGGGUGCCAACCUUACGUCGAGGAAGCGUACAAAAAAGGGGUCACCCCUCAAUGUCAAACCCAGUGUGUGGGUUCGUAUGAUGGUACCUACACUCAAGACAAACACUUUGGGCUAAAUCGUUACCGGAUUGAUAAAGACGUGCCACAAAUUCAAACCGAAAUUAUGACUAAUGGACCCUUGGAUGGUGGUUUUGCGGUUCACGAUGACUUUUUUAGCUACAAGUCGGGGGUUUAUCAAUACACCUCUGGAAAGUUCGCUGGUUCACACAAUGUCAAGAUUGUGGGGUGGGGAACCGAAGACGGGACUCCUUAUUGGCUGGUUGCUAACUCGUGGGGUGCUGGAUGGGGCGACCUGGAAGGAUUUUUCAAAAUUCUGAGAGGCGAGAACCAUUGUGGUGUUGAAGGCGACAUUCUCGCUGGAGAACCAAAAAUCUAACCUAAAUUGUCUGAACUUUUG
This is a messenger RNA of Zophobas morio, 988 nucleotides long. Its product is annotated as cathepsin B-like. Gene Ontology annotation, cellular component: lysosome. Gene Ontology annotation, molecular function: cysteine-type endopeptidase activity. Gene Ontology annotation, biological process: regulation of catalytic activity. Bases 14 to 967 code for a protein of 317 amino acids. The transcript is spliced from 3 exons. The record is from RefSeq and is a predicted model, not a curated record. Lineage: Eukaryota; Metazoa; Arthropoda; Insecta; Coleoptera; Tenebrionidae.